AUGUCUUCUAACCGUAAAACACCUAAAAGCGGCUGGCGAAAGUAUUUUUUAACGAAGAAGGAUAAUACCACAGCAAUAUGCAAGUACUGUUCGAAAGAAUUAAAAACUUGUAGUAAUACUACGAAUUUAAAACAGCACAUAGAACGAAAACAUCCCGGUGUCUUACAGAACUUAUGUGAAGAUGAUGUUCGAGAUAUUAGCAUGUCUGGCAAUGAAGAUGCACCGAUGCAUCCAGCGACAGAAAUUGAAGCUGAACCUUCAACGUCAAAACGUGCCAGAUCAAGUAUCGGAGCUUCUUUUGCAAAAAAUUUGGCCUACGCCUCAGAUGGAAAUAAAAAUAAGGAAAUAACUCAAAACAUAGCAGAAAUGAUAUGCCGGGACAGUCUACCCUUUAUUUUCCACGUUGUUUUACAAGUAAAUUGUGCUAGUGAACCAGUGACACGACAAUAUUAUUUUCCGGAAUAA
This is a messenger RNA of Arctia plantaginis, 465 nucleotides long. The record is from the annotation of a GenBank genome assembly. Lineage: Eukaryota; Metazoa; Arthropoda; Insecta; Lepidoptera; Erebidae.